UGGCGACAACACCACCCCCAUCCCGGAUCCUGUUUCCGUCCCAAGGCAGCAGCCAACACCGAAAAGGACCGGAGGAGGUGGGGGUCACCCUUCCGAUUGAUUGCAAAUCCGAUUUGAAGCACCUUCAACAAGGGCAAUUCAAUAGAACAAACAUGGAGUUUCCGAGAAGACGGACGCCUAGAAGGAAAGAUGACCGAAUUAUACUCCACUUUGACUAUGACUGCUUCUACGCCUCGGUCUACGAGAACCGAGACCCGCGGCUCAAGGCGCUGCCUCUGGGCGUGAAACAAAAAAGCAUUCUGGCGACGUGCAACUAUGUCGCCCGCAAGCGGGGCGUCAAAAAGCUCAUGCUUAUUGCCGAUGCCAAGCGGGUGUGCCCAGAGCUCGUGAUCAUCGAGGGCGAGGACCUGACACCGUUCCGAGAUACGAGCAAGACUCUCUUCGGAUUCCUCAGGGGCUAUUCCUGGAACAACAGGGCGGAGAGGUUGGGAUUCGAUGAAGUCUUUAUGGAUGUCACGGAUAUCAUCAGUUACAACAUGUUCUACCUCAACAAGACGUCGCUGUCGGAGUCGUUUUUCCAUCUCUCCAAAAGGGAUCCAGAAAAGGGCUUCAUAUGUGACUUAACCAAGGUCGCUGGGUGUGUUUACGGGGCGAACCCUAAGCCAGGAGACCUCGAUAACCCUAUUUACGUGCGGCUUCUGCUGGCGAGUCACCUGGCAUUCUACCUGCGCACGAAACUGGAGGAGGAUUUUGGCUUCACGGCCUCUGUCGGAAUAUCGACAAACAAGCUCCUUAGUAAGCUCGCCGGGUGCGUGAAGAAGCCGCGCAAUCAAACGACAUUGAUGUCGCUUGAUGAUGCUGUCGUAACGGAGUUCAUGGACACACAUUCGGUUCGAAAAGUCCCUGGCAUAGGCUUCAAGACGUCACGAGCAUUAGAGGAUCGCUUCCUGUCGACACCCCUAGGACCCGAUGACGCCGACAGAGAGAACUCGCCCUUGAAAGUCCGCGACGUGCGAACACAUCCCGAAGCAUCAGAAGACGCUCUGGAAAAGCUCCUGGGCGGCCCCGGCUCCGAGCGCGGCGUUGCCGAGAGGGUCUGGGGUCUCUUACACGGCGUCGAUGGCACGGAAGUCAAAAACGCGAGUGAUAUUCCCUCGCAAAUCAGCAUUGAAGACACAUUCAAAGGGCUGGAGAGUAUGGGUCAAAUUGAAAGCGAACUACGAAAGAUAUCAGCGUCUCUGGUGCGUCGAAUGCGAACUGACCUCCUGACCAACAACGACUCGAUAGAGCCGGGCGGACAGCGGUGGAUCGCGCACCCCAAGACUUUGCGCCUUUCGAUCCGGUCCUGGCCAGAUGACAAAACUGCAAACUUCCAUCGCAUAUCCCGCUCCCAGACGCUUCCCAACUUCAUCUUCACCCUCAAGGAGACACCCGAUGCCAUCGCAGAGCGGCUCACGACCGACCUCCUUCUCCCGAUGAUGAAGAAGUUCCACCCGCCGGACCACAAAUGGAACCUGCAACUUCUGAAUGUCUGCGUCGCAAACAUGGCGGCCAGCGGCAGCGAGGCCGGGCCCGGCGUUGGGAGGGACAUCUCGGCGAUGUUCAGGAAGCAGGACGACGUGUUGCGGCAGUGGAGGAUCGACACGACGGUCGUCGAAGACGACGACGAGCAGUGGGUGUCGGAGGACGAGGUUGAGGAGGAGAUGGGGCUGGGGGAGUUUGAUGACGGGGCGUCCUGGGAAGGCGACUUGAUGACAGCAAGGUGUCCUCUUUGCGGGCACUGCAUCCCACCUUUUGCUCUAGCUGCCCAUGCGAGAUAUCAUGACCUGGGAGAUUGAUAAAGUCUUGAGCAGGGGAUUAGGAAUGGUGUUUUUGGCCGUAACGGAGUCGCGGAGGUGUCAGCAUAUGGGGGGUGACCAUGUCGAAUUCAUCAUAGUUCCCCUCGAAGACGAAUUCUUCCCAGCCGUUCUUCCCGGAGAUAUGCAACGGAGAAUGCGGCUACUUACUCAGAAUAGAUACACAAGAACGGUCUCUAUCCAAGUUAGGCCUCCGUUCUAGAGACUGUCCGACUAAUUCCACAGGAAAGGGUUACUACAAUUCAAUAAACUAUGGCAAACCCUGAAUUGAGAAUUCUGGAUAGGUUUCAUGCG
This is a messenger RNA of Colletotrichum destructivum, 2150 nucleotides long. Its product is annotated as Putative UmuC domain, DNA polymerase, Y-family, little finger domain, DNA/RNA polymerase superfamily. Gene Ontology annotation, molecular function: DNA-directed DNA polymerase activity; damaged DNA binding. The transcript is spliced from 3 exons. The record is from RefSeq and is a predicted model, not a curated record. Bases 153 to 1838 code for a protein of 561 amino acids. Gene Ontology annotation, biological process: translesion synthesis. Lineage: Eukaryota; Fungi; Ascomycota; Sordariomycetes; Glomerellales; Glomerellaceae.